Trypanosoma theileri is the source of this 870-nucleotide messenger RNA. RefSeq lists its product as uncharacterized. The transcript has a single exon. Bases 1 to 870 code for a protein of 289 amino acids. NCBI's taxonomy places the organism in Eukaryota, Euglenozoa, Kinetoplastea, Trypanosomatida, Trypanosomatidae. The record is from RefSeq and is a predicted model, not a curated record.
AUGAGUGAUGUCAUCUUUGUAGAGCCCUAUUCCUCUUUUCAUCCUUCUGAAGAUGAAACGUAUUUUCCAUCUUAUUACAGGGCUAAUACCAUAAUUACCCCUACUACUAAAACCAUACCAGCAAGAGGAGAGAAUCCAUAUACUCAUAUUGCCUUAUAUGAGUGGAUCCGUAAUUUUGUAGAAAAUGGAUGGAGAAAACACUAUCAUGUGAUCCAUUCCAUACAUGAGAUGCUGGAGUUGGAAACAAUUCUACGCGAGUUCAUUACUCUUGAUGAGAGUCAAAUCCGCAUGAAUUGCAUUACAAGAGAUUUCAUUGCAUUUAGACAGUUUGAUCAGCAACAGCGAGAGUCUCAUCUCAUCAUGAUGGAAGAGUUAUCAAAGUAUAGACUACAACGUCUUCUUCACUUGGAACAGCGUAUGUCUAAUAAUAAUAAUAAUAAUAAUAAUAAUAAUAAUAAUAAUAAUAAUAAUAAUAACAAUAAUAAUAAUAAUAUGAGCAAUAAUAAUGCUGGUGAUAGAAGUACCAAUUUCAGUAAAUUCCCCGGUAGGGAUUCCAUUGCGAAUUCACGACAAGAUAGUUUUGUAGACGAUCCCACACCCAGUCGUGAGGACGAUGGCCCUCACACCACUCAAAUGGGCGGGAAUAAUUCCGCUGGGGGAUCUCCACUGCAGGAGGACGGCCCGCCGCCGUGGAGUAGUGAGGCGGGAUUUGCCGAUCGGCCCUUUCAAGAUGUGGCCCGGCACUUCAAAAUGUUGGAAAGUGAAUUCACCGCCAUUGGCGAUCACCUCCGGCAGAUCUCAACACAUGUGCUGCAACUCAACGAUAUUGCCGAGCGGGUGAGGAGCAACGCCUCUAGUCAUGGGCUCUAA